Olea europaea var. sylvestris is the source of this 819-nucleotide messenger RNA. Its product is annotated as putative disease resistance protein RGA3. The record is from RefSeq and is a predicted model, not a curated record. The transcript has a single exon. The coding region runs from base 1 to 819 and encodes 272 amino acids. Lineage: Eukaryota; Viridiplantae; Streptophyta; Magnoliopsida; Lamiales; Oleaceae.
AUGAAGACAAUUCCUCAAGGGCUGGAGAGAUUAACCGGUCUCUGGACGUUGAACAAUUUCAAAGUAGGAAGAGGAUCAAGUAAGUUGAGAUAUUUGAAAAAUCUAAACCAACUUCGAGGAUCUCUAAAACUUUUUCUAGGAGACUUGAGCGAGUCAGAAGACUUGGUUGACGCUGAGAAAGCAGAAUUGAAAAAUAAGGUACACAUUCAAAACUUGGAAUUCAUUUUUCAUGGAGAGUUGAGGGUGGACAUAAUGGAGGCUCUUCAACCACCUCCAAACCUACAUUAUUUACAAAUGUUUGCAUACAAAGGCACCCAAUUGCCAGUAUGGAUCACCACGUCCCUUAACUAUUUAAGGGUGCUUGAAAUUGAAUCAUUUGAGAACUGCUCAUCUUUGCCACCUUUGGGAAAACUGCCGAUGCUUGAGGAGCUUGUGAUAUCAUUCAUGGAUAGCAUGAAAGACAUGGGCAAUGAAUUCUUGGGGAUAAUCGAGACUAUCCAGGAACUACCGAAUGCGGGACCUGCUUUCCCGAAGUUGAGGAAAUUGCAUUUUUCCUAUUGUGAAAACUGGGAAAAGUGGGAGGAUAUAACUGGAGAUGAAAAAGACCAUCUCUUAAUAAUGCCAUGUCUCAGAGAGUUAGAAAUUGAUCAUUGCGACAAGUUAAAGGCAUUGCCACAUUGCCUCCUAUCGUCUCUGGAGUACUUGACUAUUGAGAGAUCCUUCAAUCUAGCUUUACUUUACGGAGACAGGAUUGGAGACGAAUGGGACAAGAUAUCUCACAUUCCCCACAUUAAGGUAGAUCCAGUUUGGAAGAUAUAA